CCUAAUAAUACAUAAGCAUUGUUAACGCGUACCAUUAGAUAAGUUCAGCUGGAUUCAUAUGUUGAACAGGAAGAUUUUGAAGAAAGUAACCUGAUUCUAUUGAUCGAGGAAAUUUAGGGGAUUUUUCGACAUAGUCGACCUCCAACCUAGGAACUGACUAUAAAAUGGGCAUCACAGCUUAGCUUUAAUCAUUCUGUUGCCGAUAGCGGAUCAGCAAGACAUUAGUUCAAUUCUGAUAAAUUUGAGCGUGGAUUAUCAAGUGCUAACUUUUUCGAUAUGAAGUGUUUUCUGAUCCUUUUAGCAAUCGCUGUCGCGGUUUUCGCUGCUCCGAACGAGGGGGACAAGGAUGAGUGGACUUCGUUCAAGGGUCGUCACCGAAAACGGUACAACGGCACCGAAGAACACCGUCGUCGGGGCAACUUCAACAGCAACAAAGCCAGAAUCGAUAGCCACAACAAGCGUCACGAUCAUGGUGGUGCGUCUUUCCGUCUAGGGGUCAACGAGUUUUCCGAUAUGUCUCCGGAGGAAUUUGCCCAAACGAUGAACGGUUUCAAGCCCAGCGGUGCAGCUGACCAAAGCCCAAGACAAGCACGAGCUGCCGCUCCAACAACUACAUCGGUUACCAGCAUCGAUUGGAGAACGUUGGGCGCUGUGACUCCGGUUAAGGCUCAAGGUCGUUGCGGUUCGUGCUACUCUUUCGCGUCCAUGGGGGCUUUGGAAUCGCACAACUUCAUCAAAACGGGCAAACUGGUCACCCUGUCCGAACAAAACAUCAUCGACUGCACUAUUGCUUACGGAAACUAUGGCUGCAAUGGCGGAAGCAUGGCUACCGUUUACAAAUACGUCAAGGCCAACAGUGGAGUUGAUACCGGAGCGUCUUAUCCAUACAAGGGAGCAGUGAGCAAUUCCUGUGAAUUCAAUCCGGCCAACAUUGGAGCUUCUAUUACGGACUAUGUCCUCGUGCCGAAGAAUGAAGCCGCGCUGCAAGCUGCGGUCGCCACCAUUGGUCCGGUUUCCGUUGCCAUCGAUACCUCUCUACCGUCGUUCCAACUGUACAAAUCCGGUAUCUACUAUGAUCCACUGUGCAGUAGCACGAAGGUCACUCACGGUAUGCUGGUAGUCGGUUUCGGAACGGAGAACGGCACUGACUAUUGGCUGAUCAAGAACUCGUACGGCGCUUCUUGGGGUGAGCAAGGCUAUCUUAGACUGGCACGCAACAAGAACAACCACUGCGGUGUGGCUUCCUACGCCAGUUACCCAAUUGUUUAAAGGACUUGGGACUUGCAUGAAAUCAAGAAAUAGCUUCAUGAGGCUUUGUGCACAGCUCGCGUGUAGUUGUAGAAAAAAAAUUCAAUUGAAUGUAGAAAAUUGAAGUUCAAAUAAAACACAGAAACAAUUUAUUAAAAUUGAACUUGCUGUAGUUCUGAUUAACAAGAUUGACCCUGACUGACAACUGCAUGGAGAUGUUUUAUAAAACGAAUUAUACUUUAAACUGCUAAAUUACUACUAAAUUGGGUAUCUACUUGUUAAAUUCGAGUCUGUUUGGAAAAAAAUUGACCACUUUAGAUGGAAUACUCAAAGAGAAAAGAAAGUAGCGAAG
Molecule: messenger RNA, 1600 nt
Organism: Aedes albopictus (Asian tiger mosquito)
Lineage: Eukaryota; Metazoa; Arthropoda; Insecta; Diptera; Culicidae
Product: procathepsin L-like
Exons: 5
Coding region: 277-1269 (330 amino acids)
Cellular component (GO): lysosome
Molecular function (GO): cysteine-type endopeptidase activity
Source: RefSeq, a predicted model, not a curated record